AUGGAGCGCUCAGCAUCACACAGCAUGUCGGGAGCCAGUCUGGAUGCAGGGUGUGGGAACUGCUCACAGCACCUUCCUCCUGAACUGAACUUCAGUGCGGGAACUCCCCCGUAUGAGUCCAUGGAUGAAGAUGAGGAACUUCUCAAGUACAUCUGGAGGGAAUACCUGCACCCGAAGCAGUACGAGUGGGUCUUAAUAGCCGGAUACAUUGUAGUGUUCUUCGUUUCGCUCAUCGGAAACACACUCGUCUGCUUCGCUGUGUGGAAGAACCAUCACAUGCGAACCGUGACCAACUACUUUAUAGUGAACCUGUCUUUUGCUGACGUCCUGGUCACCAUCACCUGUCUGCCAGCAAGCCUGGUGGUGGACAUCACAGAAACAUGGUUCUUUGGGGAAACCCUUUGCAAAGUGUUGCCGUACUUACAGACAAUCUCGGUCUGCGUGUCGGUGUUGACUCUGAGCUGCAUCGCCCAGGACCGAUGGUACGCCAUCUGCCACCCGCUAAUGUUCAAGAGCACGGCCCGGAGGGCCCGCAGGAGCAUCAUCCUCAUCUGGGCUGUGUCCUGCAUCACCAUGAUCCCGCAGGCUGUGGUGAUGAAGUGCACCAGCCUCGUGCCCGAGCUCACCAACAAAACCAGCCUGUUUACUGUGUGCGACGAGCACUGGGGCGACGAGAUCUACCCCAAAGUUUACCACACGUGCUUUUUCAUCGUCACCUACUUUGCCCCGUUGUGUCUCAUGGUUUUGGCCUACAUCCAGAUAUUCCACAAGCUCUGGUGUCAUCAGAUUCCUGGGUCAUCCUCCCUGCUGCAAAGGAAGUGGAGGUCCCUGCAGUGCUCGGCCCAGGUGCCCGGGGCGGGAGAGCCACUCAGGGUCCGCACGAGUGCUGUGUCAGCAGAAAUCAAGCAGGUUCAAGCCAGGCGCAAGACGGCGCGCAUGCUGAUGGUGGUGCUGCUUGUGUUCGCUCUCUGCUACCUGCCCAUCAGCGUGCUCAACAUCAUGAAGAGGGUCUUCGGAGCAUUCAAGAACACAAACAACAGAGAGACGGUGUACGCCUGGUUCACUUUUUCACACUGGCUCAUAUACGCCAACAGUGCUGCUAACCCGAUCAUUUAUAACUUCCUUAGUGGGAAGUUUCGCGAAGAGUUCAAAGCUGCGUUUUCCUGCCGCUGUUUCGGGCCGAAUCCCGACGACGGCAACCGGGUAAGGGGGGGGACCAGUACCGAGAGCCGCAAAUCCCUGUCCACACAGGUCAGCAAUUUUGAUAACAUCUCUCGGAUCUCCGACCAGGUGGUCUAG
Messenger RNA from Scleropages formosus (Asian bonytongue), 1299 nucleotides. It is a transcript of the gene hcrtr2, whose product is annotated as hypocretin (orexin) receptor 2. The record is from RefSeq and is a predicted model, not a curated record. Gene Ontology annotation, molecular function: orexin receptor activity. Lineage: Eukaryota; Metazoa; Chordata; Actinopteri; Osteoglossiformes; Osteoglossidae. Gene Ontology annotation, biological process: G protein-coupled receptor signaling pathway; circadian sleep/wake cycle process; feeding behavior. Gene Ontology annotation, cellular component: plasma membrane. Bases 1 to 1299 code for a protein of 432 amino acids. The transcript is spliced from 7 exons.